AUGACAAAAGCUGGAGUCAGUCAGGACUGGAGUCAGAGGACUAGCAAGACUGUCAUGGGCCAGAAGUAUGUGACCUUUGAGAAGAGGCUGAGGAACCUGGGCUUAUUUAGUCUGGCACAGCAGCAGCUAAGUGGUGAUCUAACAGCUGCCCACAGCAGCUUGAAUGGGAAUUGCACAGAUGGCAGAACCAAAUUCCUCCUGCUACUGGCAGAUGGUACAAUAAGAGGCAACAGUCCCAAGAUGCAGCUUGGAAGAUUCCGUUUGGACUUCAGGAAAAAGUUACUCACCAGAAGGGCAGUCACUGAUGCUGUAGAAGAGGUUGGUUGUCAGUAUUUGGGGGCAGAAAUUGGAGGUGCAGAGGAACAUUUAAAAGAGAAGCUGGAGGAAUACAUGGUCCGUUUUGCCAAAGUGAGGAUUGUACGUACCAAGAAACGAGAAGGGCUCAUUCGGACCAGACUGCUAGGAGCCUCGCUGGCUAGAGGAGAAGUCUUGACAUUUCUGGAUUCCCAUUGUGAAGUCAACGUGAAUUGGCUGCCUCCCUUGCUUAACCAGAUUGCACUAAACCACAAAACCAUCGUGUGUCCUAUGAUCGAUGUCAUUGACCACAAUCACUUUGGCUACGAGGCACAGGCGGGGGAUGCCAUGCGAGGAGCUUUUGACUGGGAAAUGUACUACAAAAGAAUACCGAUUCCUCCAGAGCUCCAGAGAGCUGAUCCCAGCGACCCCUUUGAGUCUCCCGUAAUGGCUGGAGGUCUAUUUGCCGUUAACCGGAAAUGGUUUUGGGAGCUGGGAGGCUAUGAUCCAGGAUUAGAAAUAUGGGGAGGAGAGCAGUAUGAAAUCUCCUUUAAGGUGUGGAUGUGCGGAGGUGGCAUGUUUGAUGUUCCAUGUUCUCGAGUUGGGCAUAUCUACAGGAAGUACGUCCCGUAUAAAGUUCCUUCUGGAACCAGCCUAGCACGGAACCUGAAGCGCGUGGCAGAGACAUGGAUGGAUGAGUUUGCAGAGUACAUUUACCAGCGACGGCCUGAGUACAGACAUCUCUCAACUGGUGAUAUCUCUGCCCAGAAGGAACUUCGCAAGCACCUUAAAUGUAAAGAUUUCAAGUGGUUCAUGGCUGCAGUGGCUUGGGAUGUCCCCAAAUAUUACCCUCCUGUGGAGCCUCCACCUGCUGCCUGGGGGGAGGUGAGGAAUACACAAAUUAGAUCAAAUUUAAAUGAGUCUAAAAUUUUACAUUACAGGAAAUUCAAAUUAUUAAAUUAG
Molecule: messenger RNA, 1257 nt
Organism: Pelecanus crispus (Dalmatian pelican)
Lineage: Eukaryota; Metazoa; Chordata; Aves; Pelecaniformes; Pelecanidae
Source: RefSeq, a predicted model, not a curated record